AUGGUGGCUGGACUGCUGCUGCCCAGCCAAAAUGGCGAACCGCUGAUUUGGACGAAAAGCGGUGGCCUCUACCCGUUGGCCGAUGGAUGUCGCGAGGAUGCACGCCAAGCACUCGGGAAAUGGGUUGAUUUUUCUUCAGAGAAGGGUGUCGUCACCAGAUAUGAGGUUCAGAAGGGCGGCGGUGGUGGCUCGUGGCCGCUUCAAAUGAAUAACGGAAUAAUUGACAUGAAGACUCCAAUCAUCAUACCUGACCUGCAGCAAGAGCAGGCGAUUGGUUGGGAUCAGCCGUCAGUUUGGUCUACCGUCGUUGGCCGUGCGCCCAUCUCGCAGCACAUGCUUGAUAGGGUGAGGGCGGGUCCAUCGUUCCGGCCAAAUCAUGGACUUGAGGCUUGCCUACGCUGGAACCCUGAAUUGGAGAAGUUUAUUGUGCUCGAGGGUCAGAAGCUCAGCUACGCCCGUGAUGGCCGAAUUGAGCGGAUGCUGAAGGGGCAACUCGAGUUUGCGCCAUGGAAUCAAACCGGCCGCCAGGAUCGUGGUUGGAUCGAAGGCGUCACGACCCACCGCACCAACCACACGAUGUUCGUCGCCACAAAGCACGGCAACUUCAUCUUGACGGCGAACGCGAUUCGCCAUGGCCGGCUGGCGCCCGAUUUUGAUCUGCUGAUUCGUUGCCGUGUGUUCACCAACGAGAUGGGCCAAGAGGCGGCUGGCGAAGUUGCUGAAUAUGAAGUCUCGCCGCUCUCUGACGACCUCGCGUUGUACAGAAAUUACAGCGAUAAAUUUGCGACGUACAAAGCGAUUGCUGAGGUGUUGGAAGUGAAUGUCGAUGGCGCACUCCUUGAGCACCCGGUCCUUGGCCAGCUUCACGAUCGCGGAUUGAUCAAGGUGCGGGCGUUCAUCGAGCUGUCCUCGAGAAGGCGAAGGUCACGUGCUGAGCGUAAGAAACGAGAAGUCAGCCUGUCGGGCUCUCCGAUGGAAUACCUGUAUGGCUUCGUGAUCAACUCGACCAAGGAGUGGAUUUUCAUUGCGUUCCAGGAUGGCGUUGUCGGCGUUUGGAAUGCGACCAGCAAGAAGAUGAAUCCAGAGCCUCUGACGGCCGACGACUUUGUCUUUUGUGAAGUCGGUCCUCCCGAGCCCUUCCAGAACUCGGUACGACGGAAAAUUCUUGGCUUGAAAAAAGUGGAGUGGCCGCUCGACUUCUCCCGUCUGCCCAACCAAGGCCGGCCGGUGUCGCUGAUUGAAGCCCCGGCGAGGUUCGUCAAAUUCGUCGACUGGGACGGGCGUGAUGUGCCGACUUUCGCAAACGAAUACAUGCCUGUCAUCUACGAUUUUGACGGAGAAACGAUCUCUCAUUUGCCAAAGGAUACGAUGACACAGGAGUUGCGGGAUAUGGACUUUGUGCUUGGCGUUAGCCAUGUAACUUUGCCUAAACGACCCCUGGGCAACAGCGGCUGGCUGGUCCGCAAGCUGCUCGACCGCCGUGUCAUCGUGAGACAGCCCGAGCCGCGGCCUCUGUCUCGCAACCAUCGACAAGUCGAACGGCUUCCGGCUAAUCAGUCAUAUUACGAGCCGCGCGAUUAUCGCCCAACAUCAAGGAACAGUUUCGACGACGAAUUUGGAAAUGGUCCGGUGCUCGUCAGGACACCGCCUCCCGAACGAGAUCCAAACUAUCGUGAGCCCGAGCACGUUCCGAGGCAGCAUUCUCGUGUUGGUUAUCGCGAACAGCACAAUUACUCUCCGCAGCAAGUGCAAUUUGAUGACUCCUUCCGCUCAUAUCAACCGGGCCCUUCUACGCAGCGUGUUCGCCCCCAGUGGGAGAAAUACAGCACCGCGAAGCGGCAAUCGCCUGCGCUGGACGAGUCGCUUAGUGGCCAAAAUUCCGGUCACCUUGAUCAAUCGUUUACGCAGGCUCCUAAGCGACGGUAUCCGGCAUCAGAUGUCCCGGUUACUGGCGUUUGCAUCAAAGCCUGGGGCGGCUACCGUAUCGUCUGGCUGAGGGAUGGCCGACUGGCGCUCCUGGACACGAAAAAGAAGCCGACCGAGCUGGGCAGCUUUAUCACGGGCUUGAUCGAGAGGCUCGGAAAGCCGAUGUACGACAAGCGGAUGCGCUACGACUGGCAGGUGAAUGGAUUCUGGCCCUGCGAGGAGGCGUACGACGUCGAGCCGCUGACUGACGGCCAAUGGGCUAGGUUCGUUUGCCCCAAGGCGCGAGUGCUGGAAUAUCGGCCAUUCGAGGACAAGCGCGUUGUCGUGCUGGACGAUGUGUUCUUUGGCGAAUUUUUGGACAGGGAUGAUGUUUUGGAGAAGCUCGAGCCGGCGCCGGACGACGAAAUCGAGGUGACCAUCAGGGCGGAGAUAACUUCCGAAACCACGAUCGAUUGGGUUGUCGAAAGUCAAGAAGCGGAACCGCACGGAAAUGACAAGCCCUCGGAGUUGGCCGAGAAAAAGCCAGAGAUCAUCACCAAAUCCACCGUCGCUGCGCUGCCAAUUCCGGAUGUCGUGCCCGGCGCCAAGCAUGAUUUGCGACGGGACUCCGAGUCUGACUACGGCAUAUCCUCAAACAGUUCGCAGUCCGGCGAGGCCAUGCCUGAGAUGACCCACCGCGAGCUGGUGAUCGCCAUGUUGAAUAACUCGAGGGUGAAAGAAGCCAUCCAGAGGCGUCAACCGGAAGCCCUCGAAAAGGCACAAGCGCUCCUCCGCUCGAACACUGACCAA
Messenger RNA from Mesorhabditis spiculigera, 2715 nucleotides. The record is from the annotation of a GenBank genome assembly. NCBI's taxonomy places the organism in Eukaryota, Metazoa, Nematoda, Chromadorea, Rhabditida, Rhabditidae.